UUCCUUUCCCGCGGUGUGCAUGUGUACGCGUGUGUGUUUCUGUGUGUGUGUGUGUGUAUGUGCAGCGCGAGUUUCCGGUACUCGUGACUAGUGAUGGCGCUGCCGCGGCUGCUGCUGCUAGAGCUCGCGCUCCACGCCUGCUGCUUCAUCUGCGGAAUUAUUACCGCCGCCUCCGUCACUCUGUCUCAGGGUGACUUUUCAGGAAAAUGUUUGCUGUACGGCUCUGUGCGCUCCAACGCUUCAGAAAUUGACCUGAGCUGGUCCAGCGCUACUUCUCUCUGUUACUUCGUGUCAGGCAUCUCUGUAUGUGUAGCUAUCUUCUGCUUCUGCACCAUCCUUUACUGGGUCUACAUGAUCUGUAUGGAUGGAGAGGUUGAAAGAGAGAGAAUAUCGAUGACUUUCUCCUUGCUUGUAAGCGGACUGUUCCUCUUCUUCCUCCUGGUGACGGGAUGCAUCCUGAAAGUGGGCCGAGACAAACUUUGUGAAUCCGUCCUCAACACAGUGUCCAAUAUAACCAGGUGUGAGGAGGCUCAAACCAAGACAUGGAAAAGCCCUUUGAUUGGGUCUAGUUUCUACUCCAAACUACACAGUGCCGAGAUGGCAUUGUGGGUGAAUUUAAUCAUCUGGAUAAUAGUAGUUGUUCUGGUGGUGGUCCAGCGUAGAUGGGGCUCUCAGUACAACGCUCGAGAGGUGGACCCUGGAGCCAGUCCUUCUGAAACAGAACCUUUCUUCAAACAGCCAGGACAUCCCAACUGAACACACAAAAGAUGGCACAGACAUUGUGGCAUGCUUACAUUGAACACACAAUAAGCCAAUCACAGAUUGAGAUAAGCGCACACACACACGCACACACACACACAGAUGCAGGCACAGUACUGGUUUUGGCUACCUCGGUCAGUGGUCGUGGUUUUGCUCCCAGUGGUAUCAAGGCCUUGUUGCCAUGGCUACUGACCAGCAAUUGGCAGCAGUAGCUUGGCAGAUAAGAGAGUAAGGUUGCCAGAUUGGUGUUACUGAUUCAUACUGAUUUAAACACAAAUUGAAAUGCACAAAUAUGACUAGAUUAACGAGUACACUAUCAUAUGUAAAUGAAUCAUUUUUAUGUGCCCUUUGGGAUGUAUUAAAAUUGCAGAUGCAUUUUUGUGUGGUAGUAUUAUACUGUGUUAUUAGUAAAUGGACGACAUUAUGGAACAAAUAAGUGCUUUGAGACUUAUUUUAUAUUAUACGUGUUUUACAGUGCUGAAAACUGAAAAGUUUAUUGGUAUCUUUUGUGCGUUUUUACAACAUUAGCUCCACCUGCUGUCAGUUUUUAACAAUUCAGAUAAUGAAAGUCCAGAUGUUCAGCGCUAGUUAUUUUGAAGCUGUAUCUUCAUACUGUCAAAAAUGUUCCUUUAUGCCAAGACUGUUUUCCUUGGGUUUAGAUUAACAGGAUGCUUUAUUUUUUGAUAUUACAUCUGUAUAUAAAUUGAAAAUAUGUUUGGAUAAUGCACUAUCUUUGCUGCACUAUUCAUGCUGCACUAUCAAUAGGUUUAUAAUAAGAUUUGCAUGCUAGUUGUCAAAAACCAUUUUACUGCCCACCGCACAACAUUAAUCAAGGACACUGGCCUUUCUGAUUUCCCCACACAUAAAAAAAAAAAAAAGCUAUUUCUUUGUUUAUUUACAUUAAACUACAGUUCUCAUUGUGAUCAUUGGUUUUAUCUGUGUAGAUUUAAUCUGAACCACCUUUUUAUCUAUGCAAUUUAUUGUACACCAAAAUGAAUAUCAUCUGGAUAUUGCCUUAUUAUUUUCCUUUAUGUAUUUUUUUAUCUUAAAAUGUUUUUACAUGUAAGUAUGCCAAGGUAGACAUAAAAAUCACUGAAUAAAGUUAAAACAAA
This is a messenger RNA of Silurus meridionalis, 1871 nucleotides long. RefSeq names its product transmembrane protein 179Ba (gene tmem179ba). Lineage: Eukaryota; Metazoa; Chordata; Actinopteri; Siluriformes; Siluridae. The coding region runs from base 94 to 756 and encodes 220 amino acids. The record is from RefSeq and is a predicted model, not a curated record. The transcript has 5 exons.